CCUCGCCCACUCUACCACCCUCUCCAUCUCCCUCCUCUUCCCUUAUCCUCGAGGCACACAUCUUUUGCGCAUCCACUAUCGCCGUCAGGGAAGCAGUGAGCCGCCUCCCCACCAAUCCCCCCAAUUCGGAGACCCUGCCCCGGCGACAUCAAUACACGCCGAGACGUCAACACCUCCACUCCCCAACCCUCCCACCCUCCUCCCACUCCUCGCGUCUCAACGACACCCCCAUUUCCACUGCCGACCGACUCGAUUGCCUUUCCCCCGCCUUCCCCACCCUUGCAUUCACUCACUGUCGCCGCCUGCGCCGUCUCGUGGCAGCGCUGUUGAUUUCUGGGCGCUUCUCGCACCUCACCCCCCGGGUGCACGAAAACCGCGCGUGAGGCACGGCCUGCGCACCGACCAAUUGCCCACCUCACUUCAUGUGUCAACGUCAGCUUGAACGCAACUCACCUGCACACCCCCAUCCGCACAGGGCUCAUGUGGCGUUGACCCGACAAUGUCCACGCCGCAGACCCUGACCCAAGCCCUCCCUCCACACCACCAUCUCGACCACCGACAACGAUAUCUGCCUUCACCCCAAGACCGCUACCUGCCUCCGCCAAGGCCCACCAGCGGGCCCUUUGGCAACGCCGCCUUCCACCACCCCAAUAACAUCCCCGCUCGCCCAUCGAGUUCCCUCUCCAAUCCACACCUCGCCGCGCCACCCCCACCACGACCACAGAGUGGAAUGAGCAACACCGCAUACACCACCCAUCCUCAUCCGCACGCUGCCAGCCAAACCCACAUCCAGACAAGAGGCGGAGUCGAGCUGCAACCUGAUGCCACCAGUCUCGCACCAAAGAGCUCACAUGACGACUUGAGACGGCCGAGCAGCACCUCCAGCCAGCAGCAGCAGCGCACGCUGCCCGCAUUGCCGCCCACGGAGCAGUCCGCACAUGCAGACAUGCCUCCCAAGCGCUCAGUCCCCUCUCACGAGGAACAACCCGAACACCGUGGGCGGAAAAGAGGCCGGCAAUCCCCCGUCGAUUGGGUGGCAUAUUUUGGUGGCAAGCUCCCCAACGAAAUCAUCACCAUCCACGACGACGACAGCCCCGCUCCACCCGCAUCAAUCCAAACACUACCUCCUCCGGCCAACGAUGCCACGACAUCACACCAUGUGGACAAAAAGAGACGCACCAAUGCCGGCAAUGGCGAGGCUCACUUCAGUGCCACCAAUACCCCAUAUUCACUCUCCAAUGCCGCAUCGACAGAAAGCCUGCAGAACACCACCGCACCCACCUCACUCGGAUCAUCGGGCAGCAGUAGUGGGAGACUCGACGCUACUCAGACCGGCCAGAAGCGGAAGCGCACCGUCAAGGCACCCGAGCCAGAGUCUGCCAAGAAGAAAGCCACCGAGACCCGCGGCCCCAAAGGCUAUCUAGCAGAGUAUGGUGAAUACGUCCCUCCAAAGCAGAUCAAGAAGCAGAAGGAGGUGCAUGUGCCGGCAAUCCAUGAUCGUGUCAAAUCAACUGACAAGGUGGACGACGAUGACGGCCAUUACAUCAUACACGAAAACAGCAGACUCGGCGAACGCUACAGUCUCCUCGGCCUGCUCGGUCAGGGCACUUUCGGUAAAGUGGUGAAGGCGUUGGAUAUCCGUACCCGUAGGGAGGUGGCGGUCAAGAUCAUUCGCGCAGUGCCUAAGUAUCGAGACGCGUCGAGGAUCGAGCUGCGUGUCCUCCAAACGCUGCGCGCGGCCGACGAACAUAACCGCAACCGCUGCAUUCAGAUUCGCGACUGUUUCGACUGGCGCGGCCACAUCUGCAUCGUCACCCCCCUGCUCGGCCUCUCGGUGUUCGACUUUCUCAAAUCCGGCGGCUUCGUCCCCUUCCCUAGCUCUCACAUCCAGGCCUUUGCCUGCCAACUCCUCCGCUCCAUCGCCUUCCUUCACGACCUCAAUCUCAUCCACACCGAUCUGAAACCGGAGAACAUCCUGCUGCUUAACAGCCAGUAUCAGACGUUCACGUACAAUCGAAACAUUCCGUCGAGCAGCACGCUGAAUGCGAGGAGUGCGAAGUUCCGGAGGGUGUUGUUGAGCCCGCAGAUCAACUUGAUUGAUUUCGGAAGUGCGACGUUUGAUGAUGAAUAUCACAGUUCGGUGGUCAGCACCAGGCAUUAUCGUGCGCCGGAGAUUAUCCUGGGCAUUGGCUGGUCGCAUCCCAUCGACUUGUGGUCCCUUGGCUGUAUCCUCGUCGAAUGCUGGACGGGCGAUGCUUUGUUUCAGACACACGAUUGCUGCGAGCAUCUAGCAAUGAUGGAGGCCGUCAUCGGCAGCCCAAUCGACAAAUCCCUCAUCCGCGAAGUGAACCGCACCUCGCGUAAAAACGACCGCAACAGCGCCGCGCGCUUCUUCAAAAACGGCCACCUCGCCUACCCGCUCACCGACACGCCGCGGCAAUCUAGAAAGUUCGUGCGCGGCAUGAAGCGCCUCGAGGAAGUCAUCCCCGCCACCAACGCCUUCAACCGCCAGUUCCUCGACCUGCUGCGCAAAAUCUUCGUCUACGAUCCGAAGAAGCGCAUUACGGCGCGCGAGGCGCUGAAGCACCCUUGGUUUGCGGAGUUGGUGGAGGAUGAUGGGACUGAGGCGGGGAGGAUUCGGGAGGAGCGGAAGAGGCAGAAGGAGGAGGAGGGGGUUGCGCUGGCUGCUGCUGCUGCUGGCGGGGAGAAGACGCGGUAGUCUUUGCUCUUUCGCGUUGCAUUGAGAUGAGACUUGUUGAUGUUGUUGUUGUUGUUUUUCCUCACGCAUGGGAUCGAUGAUGAUAAGAUGGGUCUGGGGUGCAUCUGGAUAUACUUAACGAGCACAAGAGAGAGGGGAGUCUCUUUCCUUCUUCAGGUUGAGGGAGCUGGGCGAUGGACGUCCUCUCGUCACGCCUGAAAAGGGGGUGGGAUGAGGUGUUUGUGCUUUUGAACUCUUGGAUGAUAUUCCCAUGCCAGGAGCAGGGCGGAGCAGGGUUAUGUUUACUACGGUACUUCUACCUUGAAUGAAUGA
This is a messenger RNA of Neohortaea acidophila, 3031 nucleotides long. RefSeq names its product kinase-like domain-containing protein. The coding region runs from base 500 to 2719 and encodes 739 amino acids. Gene Ontology annotation, biological process: protein phosphorylation. Gene Ontology annotation, cellular component: nucleus. NCBI's taxonomy places the organism in Eukaryota, Fungi, Ascomycota, Dothideomycetes, Mycosphaerellales, Teratosphaeriaceae. Gene Ontology annotation, molecular function: ATP binding; protein kinase activity. The transcript has 5 exons. The record is from RefSeq and is a predicted model, not a curated record.